AUGCUGCCCCUGUUGAAUCUCACCCCCCCCAAGGAGGUCAUUCCUGGAAAAUACAUAAUACAGUUGAAGCCCGACACUGACGUUGCAUCCAUCGCCGCGCACCACAACAAGGUUCGCAGCAUAUACGCGCGCAACCUUGCUCGACGAGGUGAAGAUGGAACAAGUGGUUCUCCUGUCGAACGCGAGUUCGGCUUCGGCGAUUUCAAGGCCUAUGCCGGAUCCUUCGACGAAGCGACCAUCGAGGAGCUGAAGGCGAUGCCAGAAGUACUUGACGUUGAGCAAGAUUUCAUCAUGAGGACCCACGCAAUCGUGACUCAAGAAAACGCACCGUGGGGUCUUGGUAGCAUCUCUUCCCGGACACCAGGAGCUUCUUCUUAUGUCUACGAUGACAGUGCGGGCGAUGGCACGUUCACCUACAUAAUGGACUCUGGUGUUCGCGUCAGCCACGCUGACUUUGAAGGACGAGCAACUUGGGGGAUCAACACCUCGUCAGGCAGCCAGGCCGCCGAUGAUGAUGGACAUGGAACUCAUGUCGCUGGUUCCGCUGGUGGAAAGACCUAUGGCGUCGCUAAGAAGACGAAUAUCAUCGCUGUCAAGGUGAUUCAGGGUUCCACAGGUUCGGCAUCGGCCGUGUUCGCUGGUUUCGACUGGACUGUGAACGACAUUGUCUCCAAGGGUCGCCAGAACACUGCCGUCAUCAACAUGUCCCUCGGCUCCACAGCUUCGACGACAUGGGAUGCAGCUAUCACCGCGGCAUGGAAUAAAGGCGUCCUUGCCGUCACGUCUUCCGGUAACGCAGAGUCGCCUGCAGCCGAAUAUUCGCCUUGUCGUUCACCAGAGAUAAUUUGCGUCGGAAAUAUCGAGAUAACCAACAAGCGACACGGCGGUCCCGGAGGUUCGAACUACGGCCCUGAGGUUGACAUCUUCGCUGCUGGUACGAAUGUCACCUCCGCAUCUUACCUAAGUGACACUGGCUCGGCACGGCAGACUGGUACAUCGAUGGCUUCUCCUCAUGUAGCAGGUCUGAUCUCAUACAUUCGUGCGCUCGAAGGCCCAAUGAGUGCUGCGGCGGUUAAGGCAAGGUUGUUUGAAUUGGCUACUCUGGAUGUUGUCACCGAUCCUAAGGGUUCCGUUAACCGACUCGCAUACAACGGCAACAACCGCCGAUGA
Molecule: messenger RNA, 1170 nt
Organism: Parastagonospora nodorum SN15
Lineage: Eukaryota; Fungi; Ascomycota; Dothideomycetes; Pleosporales; Phaeosphaeriaceae
Exons: 4
Coding region: 1-1170 (389 amino acids)
Biological process (GO): proteolysis
Molecular function (GO): serine-type endopeptidase activity
Source: RefSeq, a predicted model, not a curated record